ACAGCCUCCAAACUGCAUCUGCAGAGGAUGCUCGGGACCAGGAGGAGCAAAACGAGCUGCUUGUGAGUGCUGCUGCUUUUUAUUUGCUUGGUACAAUUAAUUAUUUUCCAAUCCUAAUGCUUUUCCUCUUUGCUUUUGCCUCUGUUUUUUUUUAUUUAUUUUUUUUUCCUACCAGCUGGGUGAUUUGCAGAGGGAGGCAGAGAACUAGUGGAUUUUUGUUGUUGUUGUUGUUGUUUUUUCUGGGUAGCUGUUACUAUGGCAAGGAAACUUGAUUCAGAGAGAGGUCAGAAAUACCAGGCUGAAAAUUUCAUGCAUGUUCUGUUUCAAGCCUCAGCUGCCAGGGUUUGAGCAAGGGAGAAGGAAAAAGCACCCGAGUCCCUGGUUUUCAGAGGCUUUCCAGCCUUUUCUGCCCAAAGGUAAGGAUUUAUUUGCCAGCCCAGGCUUGGUGUCCUGUGACAUCCUGGGGCUGUGUAACAGUCAGAGCUCGUGGAAAGGCUGCCUGUGCCUUGUGGUGCCACCAGAAAUGGUGUUGGGCUGGGUCACCCAGCCCCUCCCUGCAGGUGACCCCGGGAGAAGUGGCUUUUGGAGGGGUUUUCCAAAGAUGCCGGUCCCACUCAGAACCAGGAAUGAGUGGUGAGGGUUUGGAGAGAUCUGUGGAGGGUGCUGAGCUCUCUGGACUGUUGUACAAUGGGAGUUUUGGGGUGCUGGGCCCCUCUGAAAAUCUGUUUGUUGGCAGGGAAAUGAGCUUUAUCCCUGGAGGAGGAGGAGGGAUUUCUGAUUCCCUUUGGGGUGCUGAGUGGGAGGAACGUGGACUUGGAUCUUCCUGGAGAACCUGCCCUGUGAAUGUUAUGUUUGCUGUGAUACCAGGGAACCUCCAGCUGCAGGUGCCUUUGAGGAUUUUGGGGAGAUGUGGAGUCCCACCUCCACCUGCAGCAGCGCUCUGGGGGGGGAACUGAGCCCCAGGAGAGUGGGAAUGGUGGUCCCAGGACAGCAGGAAUGGUGGUCCCAGGACAGCAGGAAUGGUGGUUCCAGGAGAGCAGGAAUGGUGGUUCCAGGAGAGCAGGAAUGGUGGUCCCAGGACAGCAGGAAUGGUGGUCCCAGGACAGCAGGAAUGGUGAUCCCAGGACAGCGGGAAUGGUGGUGCCAGGACAGCGGGAAUGGUGGUGCCAGGAGAGCAGGAAUGGUGGUGCCAGGAGAGCAGGAAUGGUGGUGCCAGGACAGCAGGAAUGGUGAUCCCAGGAGAGCAGGAAUGGUGGUCCCAAGACAGCAGGAAUGGUGAUCCCAGGAGAGCAGGAAUGGUGGUUCCAGGACAGCGGGAAUGGUGGUGCCAGGACAGUAGGAAUGGUGGUCCCAGGACAGCCUGCCUGAGGCGUGCUGGGUGUCCUGGUCCCUCCCUGCCCCUCAGAGCAGGAUCGGGCUCUGCCUGAGCUUCUGAGGCAGGUCUGGAUCUGCAGGAUCAGUGGAGAUGGAAUGAAAGCAUAACCCUCACCAUGGAGCUGGCCAACACCAAGGACUUCCAGUGGAAAUCCCUGGCCCCGCUCCCGAGCCGCAGGGUCUACUCCACGCUGGUGGAGGCCGGGGGCCAGGUCUUCGCCAUCGGGGGCUGCGACGACAGCGGUGUCCCCGUGGACUCCUUCGAGGUCUAUUCCCCCGAGGCCGACCAGUGGACGCCCCUGCCCCCCAUGCCCACGGCCCGGGCAGGGGUGGCCGUGGCCACCCUGGGCAAGAGGAUCAUGGUGGUGGGAGGGGUGGGGGCCAACCAGCUGCCCCUGAAGGUGGUGGAGAUGUACAACGUCGACGAGGGCAGGUGGAAGAAGAGGAGCUCGCUGAGGGAGGCGGCCAUGGGCAUCUCGGUGACGGCCAAAGACUACAGGGUGUAUGCAGCUGGUGGGAUGGGAGCUGACCUGCGGCCACACAACUUCCUGCAGCACUAUGACAUGCUCAAGGACAUCUGGGUGUCCCUGGCAGCCAUGCCCACGCCCCGCUACGCUGCCACCUCCUUCCUCAGGGGCACCAAGAUCUACGUGCUGGGUGGAAGGCAGUCCAAGUACGCCGUCAACGCCUUCGAGGUCUUCGACACGGACACCAGGUCGUGGACCAAGUUCCCCAACAUCCCCAACAAAAGGGCCUUCUCCAGCUUCGUGCCCACGGAGGACAAGCUGUUCAGCCUCGGGGGGCUGCGGCAGGGGCGGCUCUACAGGCAGCCCAAGUUCAUGAGGACCGUGGACGUGUUUGACGUGGAGCAAGGUGGCUGGAUGAAGAUGGAGCGCUCCUGCUACCUGAAGAAGAGGCGAGCAGACUUCGUGGCUGGGUACCUGAGAGGCAGAGUUGUCGUGGCUGGGGGACUGGGAAACCAGCCAACUGUCCUGGAGUCUGCAGAGGCUUUCCACCCUGAGAAGAACAAGUGGGAGAGCCUCCCCCCCAUGCCCACCCCUCGCUGUGCCUGCUCCAGCAUCGUGGUGCGGGACUGCCUGCUGGCCGUGGGGGGGGUGAGCCAGGGCCUGAGCACGGCCGUGGAGGCCCUGUGCCUCUCGGAUUCCUAGCUGGAUCCCGAGCUGGAUCCUGCCCAGAGCAGGACCUGCCCCUCAGUGGCCCCAGCAGUGGCACUGGUGGUGGUGCUGGCAGCUCCUGGGUCAGGUGAGUGCCACCCAAGCUGUCCUGGGAGCUUUGGAAGCUCAGCUCUGGAGCCACCACACAGAGCUGCUGGUCCUCUGCUGGGCACUGCUGUUGGAGCCCUGUGGAGGGACCCCUGCUUUGGCCAGGGGUCCCCUCCAGUCACCUCCAGAGCUCUGUGGGGGAUUCAGCUGAAGGAACUUGCUGCCGUGUCUCCUGCCCGCAGGGAGGACUCAGGACAUCUGGGAAUUGUGUCCCUGCAGCCAUCCUGACCCGCUUCCAAAAGGUUUGGAGGUGUUGGGACCGUCCAGACAGGUCAGUGGUGACUCGGGGAGGACUGUUGUGGCAUUACCCUCUUUGAGCAUCCCUGUGCUUCCCUGCACAGAUCCCUUUGGCUGCAGCAAGGGAAACUCUGAGCCUGCAGCCAGAUCGAGGGGAUCGUUCCUUUGCCUUCAUAGCAAGGCUUUUCCUGCAAACCUGUAGCAUUUUCCUGGCACUGGGGCAGAGGGGCUGCCAGUGCUGCCUGAGGGAUGAAUGCCCAAGGGGCCAUUCUGGCCCUUACUUUUGGCCCAGGACUGGCACAGAUCCUGCCUUUGCUGGGCUUCAUGCAGAGAUGGCCUCAAGUCACAGCGUUCCAACCUGGUUUUAGCUACUUUAAUGGUUUGGGAUCUUCUCCUCAGCCCUGGGAGUUUUGGGGUUACAAUUCCAGCUUGUAGCAGCUGCACCAUUGAAACUGCCUUUGGAAAAGCCCCUGGAGGAGCCCGUGCUGUGCUCUGGGGCUGUGUCAGGGCUGUGACUGCGUGAAAAUGUGAGCCCUAGACUGAAAAGGAGGAGAGGUGGGAGCCUGGGAUCGUGGAAUCACAGGAUGCUCGGGGUUGAAAGGGACCUCAGAGGCCACGUCCUGCCGUGGGCAUGGACACCUCCCACUAGCCCAGGUCGCUCCAGCCUGGGCUGGGCAGCUCUGUCCCCUUGCAAGGCGUCGCAUCCCUCCCUGAUCGCGGUCCCGGGGCGGGGCGGUCCCUGUGUCGCGGUGGCGUCACGCGGAGGGUGCGGGGGCUCUGCGGGGCCGCUCCCGCGGAGCAGCGAGGACACCGUGCGGUGGCCGCGGACACGGCGGGGCCGGGCAUCGCUCCCGCCGCUUCCCGGGAGCGGGACAGGGUCCCGCCGGUCCUUCUCCAGGCUGGAUCCCCCGCAUCCCGAGUGCCGCGCAGCUGGUAGGGCAGGGAACAGGCACCGGCUCUGCUGCUCCCACCCUGCCCCUGAGCCGCACCCCGCCUGCCUGGCUGUGACAGCGCCUGUCAGAGGCUCACGGGCUGUUUGGGGUGGGAAAGGACCUUAAAGACCACCCAGUUCCACCCCCCUGCCGCGGGCAGGGUCACCUUCCACUGGGCCAGGUUGCUGUCCCUGUCCCCUGCCACGCUCCCACCUGUGAUCCUGGUGUGUUCUUCGUUUAGGCACCGUGGUUUGGAGGGUGGAUAAAUGCAAACAGCUGAUGGCAGGAUGGAGGGUCAGACCACAUCCCUGGGCGACUCAAGGGCUGCUGGGUCUGGCAGAGCUGAGGGAAGGUGCUCAGAGCACCCCUCUGCGUGUGCAGCCCUGGGGGUGCUGCCUCCCGACCCCAGAAUGCUCACAAAUCAUCCCUUUGAACCACAAAAAUCCGAGGAGGAUGGAGGAGGCUCAGGGAGGGGACGAGGAGUCUUCUCCCGACCAAACCCGCGUCUCCCUGCACAGCAAAUCUCUGCUUCAGCCGCCUCUGCACAGGGCCUGGCUGUUAAUGAGGAGUUUUCCUUUGUCCUCAAGGAACCUUUCCCACACACAGCACGGCCUGGUGCUGCUCUGCUCUUGGUUUCUCGUUAGCCCCGAGCCCUGCUCAGCUCAGCAAGGCCGGGGCUCUGGGCUCGGCGCUGCUGUGCUUUGUUCAGCCGGAGCGAGGGGAGGAGGGAUGUGCUGCCUUUGUCUGGCUGCAGCACAGCUGGAGGCUGAGCCUUUGCUUUCUCUCCCCAGACGGGCUGGAGAGAGUGACAGACAAAGCAGUGCCGUGGGAAUAGAGCUGCUGUAAGACCUGAUGAAGAGAUGGCAGGGACCGGGAACGGGGCUGGGGGUGACAGUCGCGAAUCAAAGCUGGGGAUGUGCUGAGCAUUCAGAGAGGGGGAAAAGAGGAGCUCUGAGCCCCCACGCAGGGAGAAGCAGAUCCAGGUCAGCUGCCUGUGUAGUGAAUCCCAAGCUCCCAUCACCAAGCAGGAUGCUGGUACAUCCCUGGAACUGCUGAGUCCCUGGUAGCAGUGGGGAGGGAGGGCUUUCCCCCAUGUUGGAACCAGUGUAGCGUGCAGAGGAGGGAGGGUGGCAUUCCCCAGCUGUGGCACGAGCUGGAGGAUUGAGAACCAUCUGCACUGAUGGCUCUCACAGCUGCACCUUCGUUCCUGCCCUUCUCUGGGCUGCUCCUGCCGCCGUGGGAAGCAGGAGCCUGCAGGAGAUUUGUCCCAACCUGCUGCUCUUUGUCACACAAGGGCCGUGCCCGCCCUCUGGGUGAGGGGGGUGUGACCCUGGCCAGGGCUGGGGAGCAGGGAGGGGGAUCAGGUGCUCCUGGCUGAGGGUGCAGGGGGUGGUUUGCGUUGUUUAAGCAGGUUUAAGGGGUUGGUUUGGGCUGAGCGGUGCUGGACGGGCUCCCAGAGCUCCGAACAGCAGAUGGCAUCCAUGGGCUGGAGCUCAGGCUGGAGCAACACCUCCAACAGCCAGGCAGAGAUGGACCACACUGCUGGGUGGCUCCAAAAUCCCAUUUUGGCCUUAGCUCUUGGUUACCAGCACAAGGAUCCAGCAAAGAAAUGGAUGUGGAAAGAAAAUGCAUCUCCUCCAGCAUCUUGUUCCCAGGCAUCCCCUCUGAUCCAAACACCUUCCAGCAGCUGAAUUCUGCUCUGGGAUCCAAAUGGUCCUUAAAGCUGCUGCCCAGAGUCAGUCAGGGAAAUGCCUUUGGGGUUGAAUCCUGCUGCUGCAGCCCCCUGAGCUCUGCAGUGAACCCCUAAGGAUUAGCCAGCUGCUGCAGAGGUUCUUUCCCUGGGUAAACUUUGCCUGUGGUCUCCUGCAGAUGAUGCUGAGUGCUUCCAUGCUGGGAACUGGUGCACUUUGUGCCUGCAGGGAUGAGGUGAAGCCUCAGCUGUGAGGUUGAGCCCAGUGAUAGAACCAUUGGAACGUGGCCUGUGAUGGGAAUUGCCAGUGGGGAGAGGGGAGCUUUGAUGGCUGUGUGGGGCAGACAACCAGUGUUUGGGGUGAGGGGUGAUGGCAGAUCCUGCUUUUCCCUGGAAUUUUCUGGCUGUUCAGCCUCGGGCAAGCACAGAGGUGCCCUGUGAGAGGGGGGCUGUGAGUCUGUGUGCACAGAGGGGGGAGUCCUGUGCGUUGGUGCAAAAGCAAUGUGUGCAGCCCCCGGCCCUGUGCGUGUGUCCCUCGGGACCAGGGUCAAGUGUGGCAGCACAGGGGGGGCUGUCUGUGCAUCCCAGACCAACAGCAAUGUCUGUGCAUCCCAGAGCAGCAGCUCCAGCUGCUCUGUGCUCCCAGGGCCCCAAGAGAAUUCCCACCCAGCGAGCUCGGGGCUCUCCCAGCGCUGCACCCACGUUAUGAGAGCACAUACCUGCGAGCCACUGUCACCUCCAGCAGCUCCUGCUGCCUGAGCACCCCGUGACAAGCAGAGCUGCUCCCAGGGCUCUCCGGGAGGUAUUUGCCUGGGUUCACACGUUACCCAGCUCAGUGGGUGGCAGACAUGCACCUGUUGCACCGUCGGGGCUUGUGGGUUCCUCCCUGUUUUGCUCCCUGGGAGCUGCUGCCCUGGCUGGGGUUGGUCCUGCUCUCACGGGAGGUUUUGUGGCCUCCAGGCUCUUGCUGCCCUGGUUCUUUGGGCAGGUUUUUCCCUCAAAACAAGCUCAAACCGAACUGUGGUGUUUGUUCUUGAGGGACAGGGGGUUUGCUGAACUGCCCAGCUCCUCUCACGGCAGGAGGAGUUGGUUGGGCAACCUUAACCCAUUUGGAUGCCAAUUCAGGACUGCAUUUAAGGGGAGUGCUCAGACCUCAGCAUGGAGGACCUGCUGAUGCCAGAGCAGCUGAACCUUUCCUGUAAGCUGUGGUCGGUGCUGCAAGGGGAAUACUUCAGAAAUAAAGCAAUCACAUCUAAAAUC
Myiozetetes cayanensis is the source of this 6776-nucleotide messenger RNA. RefSeq names its product kelch domain containing 8A (gene KLHDC8A). The record is from RefSeq and is a predicted model, not a curated record. Gene Ontology annotation, molecular function: protein binding. The transcript has 7 exons. Lineage: Eukaryota; Metazoa; Chordata; Aves; Passeriformes; Tyrannidae. Bases 1491 to 2543 code for a protein of 350 amino acids.